UUCCAUCACUGAGGAGUUCAUGAAACGAAGGUUCUACUGGGUUUAAAAUAUUACUGCUUUCUUUAUUUGUUAUUUAUUUUCCACUUGGCGAUGUUUAGUGCUGUAAAUAAACUUUUGGAUAUCGACGAACAUCAUUUCCCACAGGAGAUGUUUUAUUUGAUUUCGGAGUCUCACAACGACGGUAGCUUUUUCUUACACCAUUUUUUGACCUAUUAUCUUAAAGCCGGUUAUAAUGUGGUAUUUGUUGCCCUUGUCCAAUCUUUUGCCCAUUACAGCUGUGUAGCUCAAAAACUGGGAGUUAAUCUAAAUGCAUUUACUCAAAAUGGCAAGCUAGUGUUUGUAGAAGGUCUAAAGCUGGCUCUUGAAAAUUUGAAAACGGUUGAUGUAACUGAAAAUAAUCCAUUGUCUUAUUUAACGUCAAAAGACCCUAAGUUUUCUUUGAAAAUGUUGUACAAGAUGAUUGAAAGCAAAAUAUGCUCAUUGAAUGAAGGUCAUCCAUAUCUCAUGAUGAUAGACGAUGUUUCUGUAUUCCUUAGUCUUGGUGUUUCAACUGUCGAUAUACAGGAUUUUCUUCAUUAUUGUCAGAUUGCUGUGUUUUCACCAGGAAGGGCUGGGUGUAUGGUGAUUUUAGUCCAUGCAGAUGCAAAUGAUGAAGACAGCGAUGAAGAACUUCUUCAAAAAAUGUUGAUGUAUAAAUGUGAUGUUCAGCUUCAUGUUACAGGACUCAAAUCAGGAUAUUGUAGAGAUGUCCAUGGUCAGAUUGAAGUAAUCAAUCACAGAGUUGCAUUAACCAGAGGUUGUCCAUCAGAGAAGAUUGUUCAAUAUAAAAUUACCAAUAAAGAUGUAUUGAUUUUUGCCCCUGGCAAUUCAACUGCUGUACUUUGAGGAGUGUCAUUAGAUGAAUAUAAACACCAAGAUGUGAGCUGUUUUAUUUUCUGAUUGUCCAAAGAUCCGUCAUUGCCUUCAAUGAAAUGUCUCAACUGUGGAUCCAUGUGAAAAGCAUCCAAUUUACAGACCACCAUAUCAUUAAAAUUGCGUGAAUCCAAAUUGCCAAGUCGAACAUUUGUGUAGAGAAGUAAACGGUUAUCAAAGGUAACAUAUAAGAAACAUGGAGUAUGUUCUUCUUUUACACCAAUGGAAUAGUAACCUAAAUUUGAGGAACAUUUAAAUUUCACAAUCCAAAGAAAAAACAAUUUUGUUUUCAAAUUGAAAAAAAUUGACAGAUUAUACCUGCACAAAAUGCUGAAAUAUCUUUUCCUAACUUGAAAUUAAUGAUGUUGUUAUAUUUGUCAAUGAUAAAAGUUUCUCCAUCACAGGAACAGAAAAUCAGCUCAUCAUUUUCAUCAUCUAAACAAAAAUUUAUUUGCACAUCGUAUCCAUCAAUACUUGCACAUAAGAAACAAGACUGAAAAACAAGAAACUCCGAUCUCUUAAUCUCUUUUCUAUAGGCAUGGUUAAUUGAUAAAAACAAUGAAUGCAUAUCAUACCAGUUACGUUUAAUUUUUGAAUGGUAAAUAUAUUCUCCAUCAAA
This is a messenger RNA of Xenia sp. Carnegie-2017, 1531 nucleotides long. RefSeq names its product elongator complex protein 6-like. Lineage: Eukaryota; Metazoa; Cnidaria; Anthozoa; Malacalcyonacea; Xeniidae. The record is from RefSeq and is a predicted model, not a curated record. Bases 91 to 885 code for a protein of 264 amino acids. Gene Ontology annotation, cellular component: elongator holoenzyme complex. Gene Ontology annotation, biological process: tRNA wobble uridine modification. The transcript has 8 exons.